Rotaria sordida is the source of this 1130-nucleotide messenger RNA. Lineage: Eukaryota; Metazoa; Rotifera; Eurotatoria; Philodinida; Philodinidae. The record is from the annotation of a GenBank genome assembly.
CCGUAGAGUCCCCAGUAGUGUCAAACUCGACAGUUGAAUUCAAGUAUUCAACUAUUCAAUUAUUACCCUCCUUAAUCUCAGCCACUCUUAUAGAGUUUUGCACUCACCCUCAACUGUCACUAUGGGACUUUGCUCCUUCCUCGAUAAGGAUUUUCUCUUCAUUAAGUUGUACAUUUAUAGUAGUCCUGGGAAAGAAUGAAAUUAAUCAAAUUCCUGGGAACUCCCUUUGACAAGCAGGCACUCAUUAUUGAUUUUAAAGGCUACUUCCCGAAUAAUCUCUGGGAAUUCCCUAUAAACUUCCUCUUAAAUCCUUGGGAACUCUACAGGAAAGAAUGAACUAAGGUAUCUAAGAAAUAUUUGUUGUGAAAUCUAAAGGGUAUUGCUCCAUGGGGAUGUAUAUCUGGUGUUGAACAACUUGAUGUUCAUGGAACAAAUGUUAUUUAUAAUAAAUCAAAAAGUGAUGAAAACGAUGAAACACCUCUUGAACCAAAUCAUACACAUUUUACUUUUAUUGAUGAUGGAACUAAACAUCAAUAUGGAGGAGAAAAUGAAUUUCGUGCUCAAUUUGAAAGAGCGAUUUCUGGAGAAUCAUUUUCAUUACAAAGUACAAUAAAUAAUAAUCAAAUGAAAGAUAAAUCAAGACAAUCAGAUAGUAUACCUGUUGUUCUUGUUGUUAUUGACGGUGAACUUGAGACAAUUAAGAAAGUUCAUGAAAGUGUUAUUAAAAAUAAAAUUCCAGUUGUUCUUCUGGCAGGCACUGGUGGUUGUUGUGAUUUAUUUGCUAAAUGUUAUCAAUUAUACAAUGAAUAUCAUCUAACAUUGAAAUUACCUGAUCAAACAAAUUCUAGUGAAGAUUCGUCAUCAUUAAAGGAAAAAAUUGAACAGAUAAAAAAUAAACUUCGUGAAAAAUUACAGAUUAUUGAUAAUAAAUUAAAUAUAGACUCGUGCAUCAAUUUACUGGAUAAAAAUACUGGAAUAGAUUAUUUUGAAUUAAUUUACGAAUGUAUUGAUAAACGAAGUAUAUUUUUAAAUUUCGUCGACUUAAAAGUGCAUAAUUAUGUUGAAACAGAUAUUGAUUUAGCUAUUUUACAAGCACUUCUAAAUGGUAAGAAAAAAUAUUAUCAUUGAAA